Messenger RNA from Australozyma saopauloensis, 1656 nucleotides. It is a transcript of the gene MLS1, whose product is annotated as malate synthase. Gene Ontology annotation, cellular component: cytoplasm; peroxisomal matrix. The transcript has a single exon. Gene Ontology annotation, molecular function: malate synthase activity. The record is from RefSeq and is a predicted model, not a curated record. Lineage: Eukaryota; Fungi; Ascomycota; Pichiomycetes; Serinales; Metschnikowiaceae. Gene Ontology annotation, biological process: glyoxylate cycle. Bases 1 to 1656 code for a protein of 551 amino acids.
AUGGCUUCCCCAUUCCCAACCGUCUCCUCUAAGGCUUCUGGCGUCCAGAUCUUGGGCCCAAUCCCAGCCGAGGCAAAGCACAUUUUCUCGCCUGAGGCACUUGCCUUGGUCGCCACAUUGCACAGAAACUUCCAGGGCCAGAGAAAGAAGUUGUUGGCCAACCGUAAGGUGGCCCAAGCACAAAGAGAACAAGGUAUCAUGCCAGACUUCUUCCCAGAGACCAAGUAUAUCAGAGACGACGCCACUUGGACUGGCCCACCAUUGGCUCCAGGUUUGAGAGACAGAAGAGUCGAGAUCACUGGUCCUACUGACAGAAAGAUGGUUAUCAAUGCAUUGAACUCCGGUGUUGCAACUUACAUGGCUGACUUCGAGGACUCCUUGACCCCAGCUUGGAAGAACUUGGUCGAGGGUCAAGUUAACUUGUACGAUGGUGUUCGUAGAAACUUGUCUUACGAGACCAACGGUAAGAAGUACAAGUUGAACUUGGACCCAGGCAGACACAUUCCUACCUUGAUCGUCAGACCAAGAGGCUGGCACUUGGAUGAGAAGCACGUCUUGGUCGAUGGCGAGCCUGUCUCCGGUGGUAUUUUCGACUUUGCCAUUUACUUCUACAACAACGCCAAGGAGUCUGUUGCUCGUGGCUUUGGUCCAUACUUCUACUUGCCUAAGAUGGAGCACCACUUGGAGGCCAAGUUGUGGAACGACAUCUUCUGCCACGCACAAGACUACAUUGGAAUGCAACGUGGUACCAUCAGAGGUUCCGUUUUGAUCGAGACCUUGCCAGCCGCUUUCCAGAUGGACGAGAUCAUCUACCAAUUGCGUCAACACAUUGGUGGCUUGAACUGUGGUAGAUGGGACUACAUUUUCUCCUACAUCAAAUCUUUGAGAAACCACAAGGAGUUCAUCUUGCCUGACAGAUCCGAUGUCACCAUGAACGCUCCAUUCAUGGCUUCUUACGUCAAGCUUUUGGUCAACACCUGUCACAAGAGACAAGUCCAUGCAUUGGGUGGUAUGGCCGCUCAAAUUCCAAUCAAGAAUGAUGACGCCAGAAACAAGGCUGCCAUGGAGAGUGUUGCCAAGGACAAGUUGAGAGAGGUUUCUGCUGGUUGUGACUCCUGUUGGGUUGCCCACCCAGCUUUGGUUCCAGUUGUGCUCAAGGUCUUCAACGAACACAUGAAGGGCCCUAACCAGAUCAAUGUUCCUCCAAAGGUUCCAUACACCCCUGUCACUGCAAGAGACUUGUUGAGUCCAUUUGUGCCAAACUCCAAGAUUACUGAGCAAGGUAUCAGAACUAACUGUAUCAUUGGUUUGUCAUACAUUGAGGCUUGGUUGAGAAACUUGGGAUGUGUCCCAAUCAACUACUUGAUGGAGGACGCCGCCACUGCCGAGGUCUCCAGAACCCAGCUUUGGCAAUGGGUUACUCACGGUGCUAAGACCGACCAGGGUAAGGUGGUUGACAAGGCUUACGUCAACAGACUUUUGGACGAAGAGUACGCAAAGUUGGCCAAGGCUGCUGCCCCAGGCAACAAGUUCAAGAAGGCUUUGGAAUACUUCAAGCCUGAGGCUUUGGGUGAGAAGUACUCUGACUUCGUCACUACUUUGAUCUACGACGAGAUCACCACUGUUGGCAGACCAAUUCCAGCUGAGAAGUUGUAG